Schistocerca gregaria is the source of this 8779-nucleotide messenger RNA. RefSeq lists its product as uncharacterized. The transcript has 3 exons. Bases 950 to 1585 code for a protein of 211 amino acids. Lineage: Eukaryota; Metazoa; Arthropoda; Insecta; Orthoptera; Acrididae. The record is from RefSeq and is a predicted model, not a curated record.
UCGUUUGAACACACCACAUUUGCAGUUACCUUGAUUUGCAGCGAUCUUUUGCAUGUACAGACAUCUGCGCUGAUGUCUGCGCAGACAGAUCGUUGCAUGUGGACCGGACUCAACUUCCAGGUUUGCACACACCUCAGUUUGGUGCAAAUCUUCUGUCCACAAGCAACGAUCUGUUUGCGCAGAUGUGAUGUGCGCAGACAGAUCGUUUCGUGUUGACGGGCCUUUAAAAGCGAUUUUAAUUUUAAACAACUGAGGAAAGUUUCAGUUCACAGUUAACUGUUGCACAGAGGGAUCAGCGAUUUCGUAAUACCGUCACUCGAGUUCUUCAUGGGCACAAUAUAAUCUAGCAUGCCUAUAUGCCCAAAAAAUUAUUGGACAUUAAAUUACCUCGGAUAAGAAAAAAAGAGAAGUCGAAGAUCUUUGUAAUACAUGCGUAAUAUUAAUGUGUUAUUUGGGUCCAUUAAUUAACAGUCCACUGAUAUUUGAAGAACAUUUGUGUAAGGUAUCAGAAAUUUCCGCUACAAUGUAAACUUUUUUUUUUGUUCUUGUGUUCUAACCGCAUGUUGAAAUUUUCUUGGCUAACGAGGUGUGUUUUCUAUUUCAAUAAACAGUCAAAAAUAUCAAUCCAUUUUUCUGUGGGUUGUUACAUUUCUAGGACUACUGACACGCUCAUGAAAAUCAUAGAAUUUUAAGCAAGCACUAUUACAGGAUUUCGUUCUCGGUAGUUCUAAAGUGGUAGUUCUCCUUUAAUCAGAGUGUAAUCUGCUGAAGAAGUCUGGUGUACGCGCAGUUAUCUCUGCUUAAAUUUGCAGUGUCGCAAGAUGUCAACACAGUCGUCAAAACAUUAAUGGCCUUGAAACGUUUGUCAAGUUUGACGUUAUUUUAUGCGUUUGCCACUCACAGCUGCCAGAGUGUAUUUGUUUGAGGUGUAUUAUAUCGUUCGUUGGACAUGUCAUCAGUACUCGAAAAUGCCUAUUUGCGGCAUAGGCUGAGACAAAUGGAUCAGCUGUAUCCGGAACCUUCAACAUUUGGGCACUGUGACUGCACCUCAUAUUCUUACUUUGCUCUCUCUUUAGUCCUGUUUGUGAUGGGGGCCGUAAUAACCGUGCUUGCUCUCGGAGACGCCGACGGGUACCUAUUUUCUAACUUAGGUCACAUGUGGCUCGUCGGGCCAAUUUUUAUUUGCUCUGGACUCAUGAUUGCAGUGAAAAGUAUUUUAUAUCUCAGAAGAAAAAGUGUCAUCCAGAUGUUACUGCGGCAGCGAGCGCUAUUAAGGGGACUACAGGAGUUAGCCCAGCAGUCAAGAAGUCAACAAUCAGGCUGUGUAAUACGCAACCCAAGCACUGUCACAUUGCCACCAACAUAUGAAGCCCUCAUGGGUACUACUGAAUCACAUGGUGGUAGCACCUCAACAGAAGCACCUCCACCUACAUAUGAGGAAGCAAUGUUCCUCAUGGGUGAUGAAAAGCUGUGUGUUGUGCUUGAUGAUCCCAAAUAUCCUACUACUUCCAGCUCACACCAGAGGAAAGGCUCUCAGUCUACCUCAAGGAGUCAAAAACCUGGUGAUGCAGCAGGUGCAGACUAAGAUUGUGAAUAGAUUUUUAUUCAUACCAUGUUAGCCGUUGUGGUUAUCAGUGCUGUAGUGUCUUAAAAGAUUUUAAGACAAGGGUAGGUGGUGUCAAGAAUGAGACGACUGUUCAACUUGGAAACAUUUUAUGACAUUUUUGCUAGUAUUUUUGCACCACAAGUGUUUAAACGCAAUGGAAACAUAUCCUGUGAUGGAAUACAUUUUUUCUACAGUAUUUUGAAGUAAUAGUAAUGGUAAUAUUUAUUUACUGCACAAAAUUUGGCAACUGGAAAUCUGUAGCUCUCUAUUGGAGUAGUCAUUUCCAUAACACUGUGAAGGUGGUAUUACAGUUAAUUAGUUUUUAAAAUAUCUACAACCUUUAUGAGGGACGCAUUUUCUUCAUUAGAGUGCUUAAUACUGUUGUCUUCACUAAUGUAAAAUAACGUAGGUAUCUAUGAGAAUGCCUUUAUAGUGGGAUUGAAAAAAAAAUAGUGUCAUUAUUUCUGUAAUAGCAGUUACUAUUGCAUUUCAGAUAUUGAAAAUGAAGUGAGGGAGAAUUUAGGUACAGUGCAGUACCUGUAACCUGUGAGAGGAAAAUGAUAUCCCUGUUCAAAUUGUGUUCAGAGACUACAAGCUUCUGAGCUAAUCAGAAUAAGAGCAGGCUUUGUAGUGAGUAAGUAAAAAUAAUAAAAAUUUAAACAGUGAUUCUCUUACUUGAGGUGCCAAACCUAUUAAAAUUAGUAGUUUUGGGGCAAUUUAUGGUAAACAUUUGUAUUCUUAUUUUCAGCAAUUCAGAAUGAUCAGAGUUGAAAAUGGAUUCAGAUGUCAUUACAUUUGAAUGUAUAUAUCUAAAUUCUGGAAUAUUUCUUUGGUAUCAAUGUUAAUAGAUUUAGUUAUUUAGUGUAUAAUGUCUUAUUUUUGAUAGAUGUUACAGGUGUGCUGUUAAUCAUUAAAUCAGGAGAGGUACAUAACAAGAGAUAUUUUGAAAUAGUUCUCUGUUCUAAAAUUUGAUGCGUGUCCUUUUGUUACUUUAAACUUCACUAGCUGAUAGACAGACGUGUUAAAUAUUAAUUUCUUUAUGUCUGUGGAAACUGUUCUCUCCCUCUCUCACAUACACUUUGAAAACUAAGGUCUGUGAUGCACUACGAAAGUCAGCUGCAAAUAUCCAUGAUUUUGUUUUGUGUGUAUUCAAAUUAAACAAUAUUUUCUUUGUAAAUUAAAUGGCAAGUAAAUUUCUUAAAUUCUAAAUAAUAAUAUAUUUCUUGAAAAUAACAUCAGGCAAACACAGUUUUCCUUUCUUUUCACCUCUCUAAAAUAUAUAACAUGGGAGAUAAUAGUGUUGGAAAAUUGUUGUUAUGAUUUUGGUGGUAGUGUCAGGAAUCAGUCUCUUAUAUUGUACAUUGUUUCUCUAGAAAUUUUGUGGCCAAUUUUGUGCUCUUUUUCCUAGUGUUAUCUCUCAACUAUCUCAGAGAAAAGUCAACAUACUUCACUUCAGGCAUGAGAAGCUUCUCUUUAUUUUUGACUGAUCUAUUGAUGCAAUACAUUCUCGUUGCACUAAUUUCUUGAAAUUUAAUCUGAGUGUCAUUUCGUCUGCUUUAAAUAAAAACAGACUUAUAUGGGUAUAGUACACUUAUUAUACAGCUGUGUCCAUUGUUAUUCAAAAGUUUAGCUAUGAAGUGCCUAGAAAUGGGCACAUGAAAUAAAGUACAGUGAAGGUUAUUUGAAAAUUCAGUUGUAUUGGGGCUAUCCAUUCUGGUUUUAUAUAUAUUGGCAAUAUAUUUAUGACAGUUUUAUAGACAAUAGUUUGGUGCACCUAACAAGAGAAUUACUGUGUAACUUAAGUCAUUCUAUACAGCCUAUAUAAUUUGAUUCAUGCUUGGCUGUCUAAUCUUGGACAAGAUAUGCACAAAACUUAAUAGUCAAAAUUCUACUGACCUCAUUUUGCUACAAACAAAGUGACUAUAGAAAGGUAAAGGUAAAUUUACAAAAAAUUAGGGAACUUUAAAAUGCUAUUUGGACUGAAGUGAUGGACAGGCAUGUGCUGUGUCUGAAAAAUUGAUAGGCUGUAAGUAUCAGUAAGAUUCUAAAAACAGCAGCAACUUGAAUUGGUGGGUAACACUUUUGAAUUUUGAGGUACGUAAUGAUAAUCUUGCUGGUUCAGAUGGUAUACCUAUUUUGUUGUUGUGAGAUUUUUUUUCCAAAAAAAGUCUUGUGGUAGCAUAAUGACUUUUCAGUAUAUUUUGUUCUCAAUUAUACCACUCAAAAUAUCUUGUGCAGUCUUUGAACACAUUUGUAUUGGCUAUGAGCUGUUAAUUAUGCUGUCUAACGUGUCAUACAGUGAUAUGUUGUGUUUCUUUUCCUAUUUACAUACAUUGGGAUGGUUGGCAUGAACCAACUUCCUGAAACUAAAGGUUGAAGUAAGAUAAGUGAUAAUGCAGUAAAUAUGUGUAGUGUAUUUUGGUUACCUUCUGUGUUUGUAUCUUGAGCUUGGAGUGAUUUACACUUCACUGGCUUGUGUUUUGUCAUUGUUCUCCCACUCAAAUUCUGAGAUUAUUUCUUUCAGUGUAAAAAUAAAGUUUUUUCCAGCAUCAGCCUGUAUGUGACCUGUAAUUUUGGCUAAUGUGGCAAUAAUCGAUUGUGUCAUAAUUUGAACAUUCAGUGUGACAGCUAUUUCCACUUAAUUUUUAUAUUUUCAUUUACUAGAUGAAGUUCACGUAAAUACUGAUUUGAUUGCCCGUUAUGCUGCUAAAUUUAAUUUAAUUUAGCUGUUUCCUUACACCAUUCCCAGUUGUAUCUAUAAUGGAUACAGGGUGUAAUGUUUGUAUUGGUGUUUGUUUUUGUUAAAAAAUGAACUGUGUACCUUCACGAGAGGAAUCAUUUCACAACCCAUGUUUUCUUAGUUUCUAGAUUUUUUUUUCUACAUAGUAAAAUGGUAAGAUUUCUUAAUGAUAUUAUUUUGGGCUUUUGUUUUGCAUGAUCUUUUCCAUGAAAUCAAAAAUGUUUUUGUAAUUGUUAAAUUUUUUAUUUAAAGUUAGAAACAUUAAUUUGGAAAUUUUAAAAACAUGAAAUGUGGUUUAUUUUAAAAUUCCUUGGAGUUAUUUUGAUAACAGAAUUGGCUGUGUCAUAUUACAUUAAAACAGUGUCAUUUACAAUUAUGACUGUUACCUUAUUGUUAUCUGUUGAUCAAAUGCAUUCUUGGCAACACAGUAUUUCUGUGCCAAAGCAACUGGGGCCUGUUGUUGCAAUGGAUGUUAAGGCAUAUUGUGGGAGCUGAAAAGAAUAAUUUUAAUUAAAAGUUAUGUGAAAUUAAGUGAAAUUACCAAAGAGAAGUCUCUGAAACAAGAAUGUAAGAAGGCAAGGAAUUGUUGCAUGUAAAAAAUUUGCUUUGUGUGAUGUAGCUUGGUAUCUUUACGAUUUUAUAAUUCUACUAGUAGAAUAUUUUAUAUAUUUAUAAGUGAAUUAUUGCUAUUACAUUCUUAUGACCUCAUAUAAUGCCUGUUUAAUUUUGUUGCUUAUUAGACCCAGAUAUAAAAGGGGGAGUACUUAUUUAAUUUAUGAUGUUGGAAGCUAACUAAAACAUGUAGAUGCAACAUUAUAGUUUAUUAAGUGUACAAAAGGCCUGAUUCAGUGCCUUUCUUUGGAUUAUCACCACCUUUACUCAGUAUGAAGAGCAUAGUGCUUACCUAUAAAAAAAAGUCAGUAGCUAAAUGAGAAAAGAUAAAGAUUUAAAUGAUAAGUAAAUAAAUAUAAAUCAUUAUUUAUCAUGUAUUUUGGAGUAUACUAUUGAAUUGAACAGUAGAUGAUAUAUGUUUGGAAUAUUCCAGCAUCAUAGCACGAUGUGUUUGCUAUCCCUCAUUUGAAAAUAAGAUUAUGUUUCAAUAAAGUAUUAUUACUGUGAAGAAGGAAAAUACCCUCAUAAUUAAAUAAUCAUGUGUAAUGCCCAGUUUUAUAUAGAGUGAGAGUAAUUGCAAUUUUAUAUAGAGUGAGAGUAAUUGCAAUUAGCAAACUGCAUACUUUGCACUUAACAACUGGAAUUUUAACACAGUAUUGCAUAAUUCGUGAACACUUUAAGACUGAAUAGAUGGAGGAUUAAUAUUCUGGUGCUGAAAAUUCCAAGAUCUCAUUGAAGUAAAUUGUCACUUUCUUAUUCGAUUCCUGUCUUAUUAAAUCAGUUUCUUGGAAACAAAAUAAUGUAUAUACAUGGUGGCAUAUUCCUCCAAUUCAAAUCAGUUCCUGAUUAAAAUAGUUUUAUUAAAAAUACUCUGAAGUGGAUGUUACAUGCAAAAGUAAAUAAAUAACAAACUUAUACUUUUUCACUGGUCGGCAUUGUGGUACUCCUUUUUUUUCCACCUGUGGAUCACAAUAUAAAUUUAUUUAGAGACAGGACAUUGAUUCUGGAAAAUACUUCUUUUCCAAAAUGAAUUUUUCACUCUGUAGCAGAGUGUACUAUGUUGUUAAACUUGCUUCUGUAUUACACCCAUGCACAGGGCUGGAACAGCCAGAGCAGAUAUGCUGGUGAACUGCUGUCAUGUUUGGAAAACAUGGAAGGAGGUACCACGACAACUCAAGUUGUAAGGUGGGUCACAAGUUAUCAGAAAGCUCUGCUAGAAAGGUCAUUGGUUAUGAAAGGCAAAGGUUCGGAUUGAAGUUCCUGUCGGCACACAGCUUUUAUCUAUGUGUUUCAAACUUGCUUUGGUGUAUCACAGAUGUUUCAAAACCGGUGGUUCAAAAGUAUUACUGAGGUGAACCCACUAGGUUCAUGUGAAUUCAGUGAUAUUAUGAAAUAAGUAACUAGUUUCUAUGUUUUGCAUUCAUCUGUCAUCAAAUAAGAAUUCUACAAUUCGUGUGCAUCUAUUUCAGUUACUAGGAAUAUUAUCCAUUUCUCUGUGAUGACUUUCAAAUACUUAUACUUUUUAAGUGAAUGUGUGCAAUGGAUAUUUGACAGUAGUAAAUGUUCCUUUGAGAACACUUUUUUUUAGUAAGAUUUCAAACUAAAUUACACAGCUGUUCUACUUUUUAUGUAGUUUGUAAUAACUUCAUGUUGCAGAGUAUUUGUACUCUGUACUGCUCUUCAGGAAUGCCUGCAGCAGGGUUUUUCAAAAUAAUUGUUUGUUGGAAAAAAAGGUUCCACAAAGAUAUUAUUGAUGUGGGAGCAGAGAUGGAAGUCUGACAUAGUGAAAUGUGACAGAGUAGUUGACCAGUGAAACACAUUGUUUCAAACAUUCAGAGCCAAAAGGUAAUUGUGUAUAGAAUCUUUUUUUUUUUUUAAAAAAAAAAAAGAAGUUUUCUCAAAAUUUUAUGUUUUCUCUGUACAGUUAGGCAUUGCAGUGUUCUGAUAGUGCUUGGGUUACAGUUCUGUUUGUGCUCUUAUUUGGAACAUUUGAUGGGACAAAACUUUUGCGUUUGAAUUUCUAGGGUUUCAAGGAUAAGUCUGGGUGCCAGUUGUUUGCAUCAACUUAUUUCUCAAAACCAUGCUUACAGGUUUAUAUACUGUUCCAAGAGUCAAUGAAUAUAUUUAUUAUUGUCAAUACAGAAGCUCUUAACAUUUUGCUGCAACAACUCCAGAAUUUGAUAUCUCUGUUUCAGUUUGACAUUGGUAAAAACUUUUAAAAAAUUGUGAUCGUUAUUGUUAUCGACUGUUAACUAUUUGGCAUAAAAUGUUGCACUCCUGACUCAGGAGUGUCAGGUAGUAAUGUUUCUGUUACAACUACUAUUUCACUGGUACUGGCAGGUGAUGUAAAGCUUUUGCCCUUUGUGUUUUGGCCGUUCUUCUAUUUGUUUUGAACUGUGUGAGAUAAUAUUUGGUAUCAAAAGGAACAUUCGUACAAGGAAACCAUAAAAUUAUGAGACAGGAUUAAAGGCCAGUUACUUACUGUCAGGAGUCUCCCCUCAUCCUCAAAACAGUCAGGUCUCAUCUUGGGGUCUGUGAUUUGCCCUCCCUUUGUUAUGUUACCCAACUUAUCCCUCUCUCCUGCCCAAGGAAAUAACCAUUAAUUCCAAAAGCUAGGGUUGUGCCAUGUAUUUGUACAUGUGCCCAUCUGCCUCCUGAAGGUAAAUUUUAAGGUAAUAUUUUCCAUCAUAUACAGCUAACAUCUGCUUUUAACUUAUGAUCUGAAAAACAAUUUUAAAAUAAACAUAGACAGUCUUCAUCUUGUUCCAUGCGUAUUAAGAUUUCCCUUCCUUUACUAAUUUACAAAGAGGAAUAAUGAACAAUUUAUGAAAUUUUUCUGUUGUAUUUGAUGAAAAAUAUGUUGUUUGGUACAUAGCUGUGCUGGUAAUUCUGUUUUUAAGGAAUUUACAGCUAGGUUGGGUAUUCAGAAACGUAUCAUUUGCAGAUUAUAUGUUGUGUAAUGUCCAAUACUAGUUCAUGACAUGUUGUAUGUUAAUUAUCCAAGAAAGAAAUAAUUUUACAGUGAUACUCAUCGUUUGAAAAACCAUCCUUGUAUGUACAUUAUUUUUUGUUAUAGUUGUUUAUUUUCACACAUUUCUAUAGAACUGUUACUAAACACUUCUAGUCAAUGUGCCAAAGAAAGAGUUAACAUUGCUGACUUGCUCUGAAGGCAGUUUAACUUACUUCAUUUAAGAGCAUGGGGAGGAAAAGGAAUGAACAAUUGUAAUUGUCAUGCUAACUUGUUUCUCACAGUAAAACUUGGAAAAAAGUGGAGCAAUAUUUGUUUGACAUUAAAACUAUUCUCUACAAUGUUGUUGUUCCUAUUGUAGCAGUCUUUACGUACCCUCUUGUGUGUUAAUGACAUCUUGGAAUUAAGAAUAUUUAGUAUGUUUGUUAUGAAGCCAUCAUUUGCCAAAAAUAUUUUGAAAAAUGUGCUACAUUUUGUGUACAUGGUUUAUAGCUUUGAUUAUUAUGUUCAUGUAUAUAAAUUUAUCAGCAUUCCUAGGUGAAAUAUUGUACUUUAUAUUUCUGGAAACCAUUCUUGUAAGAUUUAAUUGCAUAUUAAAGGCUUAGACUGUUUGAACGUGUGGUAUUUUGAUUAAAUACAAAGCCUAUUAGGCAGUGUAAAAAUUGCUAUUGAUUUCUUUUUUAUCAUACAUGUUAUCAUGAUAUAAAAUGUUAUUGGAAUGAACAGUGAAGGAGGAUGAUCUGAAACAUGAGAAUGUUAUGGGAUAAAAUGCUCAAGGAAAUAAAUGUCACUGAAUACUACUAAAACAUUCGAAAGUGUUGUAUCUUUCAUAAUAAAUAAUGUUCUUAAAGUU